AUGGAAAAGCCGAGGCUGGCUGGUAUCCGUUUGCAUGCUCCAGAAAAUGAACUGGAAAAAUUUUCGGAAUCGAUAGACGAGUAUCCGGAAAGUCAGGUUAUUGAGCGUUAUGAAGAUCAACUAAGACCCAAUGAGAAGCUUACAGCUGAUACUCGCUUGAGUUUUGACGAACGACGAAUUAUUGAUGAUUAUCGAAAUGCUCAAGAAGAGUUCCUGGAACCACUGCAAGGAGAAACACCACAAAUAGAUUUUGGAGUAAAGAAGAAGGCGGAUUAUCGAAUUCGGGAGCAAGCGGAAUAUGAUCGGUUAAUCAGCGGCGUUACCGAGCCAACGACAACAUCCGUUGAUCUGGAAAAUAGAAUUACCCAGCCCACGAAUGCGUGGGGAACCAAAACAGUGGCCACUACAAGCACCGAAAAGCCAUCGACUGUGAGAAUUGUUCCUGGUAAACCAUAUGCUUUACAAAAGAGAUAG
Molecule: messenger RNA, 474 nt
Organism: Gongylonema pulchrum
Lineage: Eukaryota; Metazoa; Nematoda; Chromadorea; Rhabditida; Gongylonematidae
Source: the annotation of a GenBank genome assembly